AUGACGACCGUCUGGCACGCCUUCUACGACCUGCUUCGCCAGUAUGGCCUCACCACCAUCUUUGGUAACCCCGGAUCUACGGAACAGCCCAUGCUCAAGAACUUCCCUGCCGACUUCCAGUAUAUUCUUGCCCUCCAGGAAGCCUCCGUCGUUGGAAUGGCAGAUGGAUAUGCCCAGGCUACACGCAAGCCUGCCGUCGUCAGUCUGCACACCUCGGCCGGCACCGGCAAUGCCAUGGGCAAUAUCAUGACCGCAUAUCUCAACAAGACUCCCCUAAUUCUUAUUGCUGGCCAGCAGACGAGGAAAAUGAUUAUUGGCGAGCCGCUCCUCACCAACCGAGAAGAGACAACGCUGCCCAAGCCCUACGUCAAGUGGGCGUACCAGCCCACUAGAGCAGAGGACGUUCCGGCCGCCCUCAUCAGAGCCAUUGCGGUGGCCACUACUGCCCCGGCAGGGCCUGUGUAUCUUUCAAUCCCCAUGGAUGACUGGGAUGUCGAAUUGGAACAAGUCCCCAUCCCUCGCAGCAUUGUGUCCCAGGCGGGCCCAGACCCUGAUGCCCUUGCCGCGUACGCAAAGACAAUCCGAGGUGCCAAGAACUUUGCGCUUGUUCUUGGACAGGAAGUUGACAGAAGUCUUGGAUGGGAGGCAGCUGUAAAGCUAGCUGAACUCAUCAAAGCACCAGUCUUUCAGGCGCCUCUGUCUGAGAGGGCCGUCUUCCCAGAGUGCCAUCCGCUCUACCGAGGCAUGCUGCCGCUUGCCAAAGGACCACUUGGACAAGCACUUGAUGGCUUCGAUGUUGUGCUUGUGGUUGGCGCCGAAGUUUGGCGGUACUACCCGUACAUCCCCGGAGACAUCAUUCCGGAGGGCACCAAGCUUCUGCACGUCACAAACGACCCAGACUUUGCUGCGCGUGCCCUCGUCGGCGAUACUAUUGUAGCGGAUGCUAGACUCGCUCUGCAGGCCAUGUAUACUCUGCUUGCAUCGUCGCCGCCCAACUUCAAGGCCGAAGAUCGACCUGCGCAGCCGGCGUACAAGUUUACCGAAGGGCCAGUCAUGUCAGCUAUGGACGCAUGGGUAUCUUUGGCUGCGGUCCGACCACGGGAUGCCAUUCUAGUGCAAGAGUCGCCAUCAAAUGGUUUACAGCUACUUGCCGCAUGGCCUGCUGAGGUUCCAGAAUCCUAUUUCACGUUUGCGAGUGGUGGUCUUGGAUGGGCCGCUCCCGCUGCUGUUGGUAUCGCACUGGCUGAGCGUCAUAAGUGCACCAACCGCCCUGUGGUGUUGGCGAUUGGAGAUGGCAGUUUGCAUUACUCUGUGCAGAGUAUAUACUCAGCAGUGCAGAAUAAGCUCAAGGUCAUCUAUCUGGUACCGAAUAAUCAGGAAUAUGCCAUUCUCAAGGCCUUUGCGCUGCUCGAGGAUACACCCAAUGUUCCCGCCCUGGAUUUACCCGGUCUUGACGCAGUAGCCGUAGGAAAGGCCUAUGGAUGCCCGUCGUACAAAGCAUUUAACCCAGCAGAACUGCAGGACCUGUUUAAAAAGGCAUUGGCGACGGAUGGUCCGACGUUGAUUGAGUUUGUGGUUUCCAAGACGAACAAGUCCCUGCUGUAA
[Torrubiella] hemipterigena is the source of this 1605-nucleotide messenger RNA. The record is from the annotation of a GenBank genome assembly. Lineage: Eukaryota; Fungi; Ascomycota; Sordariomycetes; Hypocreales; Clavicipitaceae.